UGCUUUUGAUUUCUUACAUUUUCAAUCCUUAAUAAGUUUCUUGUUAAGGGAAUCUUUGUUGUGGAAUCUGAGGAAAUGUCAAUAUGAAAAUCAAGUAGUUUUGUUCGCUAGAAUGAACGAGAAGCACUAGAGCACAUGUUGAUGGAAGAUUUUCUCUGGGGGUUGAUUUGAAUGAUUGUUCACUGUUCAUACUUUACAACCAACCAAACGGCUAUUCUGACUUUUUGAUCCUGUUUCCACUCUCUUUGUUUCUGGGAUCCUGUCUGUGUCCACGGGGUUUAAAUCAUUCAGGGCUUUGUGAAUUGAAAUUCAGAUGUCAGAGUCAAGGCAAAACAAGAUGAUGAAUCCAAACGUUGCCAAACAAGUUGGUGACACAACCUAUACUAAGAUCUUUGUUGGAGGAUUGGCUUGGGAGACUAAGAGAGACACUCUAAAACAUUAUUUUGAUCAGUUUGGUGAGAUCUUAGAGGCUGUUGUCAUCACUGACAAAAACACUGGAAGAUCAAAAGGAUAUGGCUUUGUGACCUUCAAGGACCCAGAUUCUGCAAUAAGGGCUUGCCAGAAUCCCUAUCCCUUGAUUGAUGGAAGGAGAGCUAAUUGUAAUAUUGCAGCUUUUGGUGCACAAAAAUUUGAUCCAUCUAUACAAGGAAGGCAGAAAUUCAGUAGUCCUUCAUGGAAUUCGGUACCAAUCCCAUUUCAAGGCACUUCCAAUUAUUAUAAUCAGCAUAUGCCCCACUAUACAUUCCCGAAUCUAGCCUACAGGUAUCCUGGUUAUCCUUCCCCACAAGAAAUUUAUGAAAUGAACUACUAUAAUGUAUAUGGUGGACAGCAGCUUCCAAUUCGCUUAGUUCCAGCAUAUAGCCAACCCUUUUAUGGCCUUAGUAGACAGUUUAUUCCAACAACAUAUGUCAAAAAGACACAGUUCCCUGAUAAGUCAUCUCAGGAGUUUACAGUUGUUAGCCUAUCAGAACCUAUUGCAGCUACUUCUUCAAUUUCCAGCACUGCAGGAUUAAUCACUGGAACAGCAGCUGCAACAGGAGUACUAGGAUCCCCCCAAGAACAGAAACGUGAUGAGGACUAGAAGAAAGAAAGAAAAGAAAAGUGACACUGCUCAUUAAGCCAGAAAGCUCUAAGAACAUGUCCAAUGAGGUGGUCUAGCAAAGUAACUAAAUCAAGAAAUAAGGUGGUUUUUCAUCCCUGGAACAGGUGAUCUUGGAAGCUAGUUACUGAUGAAAUGAGUCAUGGAUUUGUUCAUUAUCUUGAAUUUUUCUUUUGAGAAUUAUUAUGCACAUUCAUCCUUCAGUUUUCCUUUUUAAUUUUCUUUUUUAACAUGGGAUUCUUGCUACGUCAUAGUUUAAAAAAGAAAAGGAUAAUUGCUUGUUAUACUUAUUUUAUUCU
This is a messenger RNA of Gastrolobium bilobum, 1398 nucleotides long. RefSeq lists its product as uncharacterized. The record is from RefSeq and is a predicted model, not a curated record. The transcript is spliced from 6 exons. The coding region runs from base 314 to 1081 and encodes 255 amino acids. NCBI's taxonomy places the organism in Eukaryota, Viridiplantae, Streptophyta, Magnoliopsida, Fabales, Fabaceae. Gene Ontology annotation, molecular function: RNA binding.